UGAGAACCCUGGCUCUUCAGGCAGAUGCUCAACUGUCUCCCGACUAUUUUUCUGCUAUAUUAGUGGCAGCGUUUGUUAGUAUUUUGCAAGAGCUGUUUGUAUUUUGGUUGCAGGGGCUCAGCAUAGGGAAGGAUCUAUCUGGGCAGAAGCCAGGAGUCCAGGCGGGUCAGCGCACAAAGGACAGUGGAAUCCGAGGGGAUGGUAGGAGAUCAACCGAACCCAGAACAGAGGCCUGCAAGGAUGACUGCGCUUGACCCCCUCAGAGAAAAAAGCCAGAGUCACUCACAGGAGAAAGACAAAGCAGCCAAAGCUUCCCGGGUGUACAGGAAGUCCAAAGUCAUCAGAAGGAAGAAGAAAACCUGAAACAGUGAGAGCUGGCCAAGCGCUGCUAAGACCUAUGCAAAUGAGACCCACCCACGCUGCCUGGAAAUCGGGCCUGGGAAGUCAGAAAACAAAGUACUUGCGUGCAGGGCUGCAGGGAAGGGAGGCAGAGGAGGCGGCUCCGAGGGAGCAGGACGUCUCCCGCGAGGCCUCCCUGUGUGUGGCUGAGGAUGGCUGAGCAGGAGGGCCGGGAGCUUGAGGCCGAGUGUCCCAUCUGCUGGAAUCCCUUCAACAACACGUUCCAUACCCCCAAAAUGCUGGAUUGCUGCCACUCCUUCUGCGUGGAAUGCCUGGCCCACCUCAGCCUGGUGACUCCAGCCCAGCGCCGCCUGCUGUGCCCGCUCUGUCGCCAGCCCACGGUGCUGGCCUUGGGGCAGCCCGUCACUGACUUGCCCACGGACACUGCCAUGCUCACCCUGCUCCGCCUGGAGCCGCACCAUGUCAUCCUGGAAGGCCGUCAGCUGUGCCUCAAAGACCAGCCCAAGAGCCGCUACUUCCUGCGCCAGCCUCGAGUUUACACGCUGGACCUCGGCCCCCAGCCUGGGGGCCAGACUGGGCCGCCCCCAGACACGGCUUCUGCCACCGUGCCUACGCCCAUCCCCAUCCCCAGCCACUACUCUCCGAGGGAGUGUUUCCGCAAUCCUCAGUUCCGCAUCUUUGCCUACCUGAUGACCGUCAUCCUCAGUGUCACUCUGUUGCUUAUCUUCUCCAUCUUUUGGACCAAGCAGUUCCUUUGGGGGGUGGGGUGAGUGCUGUUCCCAGACAAGAAACCAAACCUUUUUCGGUUGCUGCUGGGCAUGGUGACUGUAGAGCCUCAUUUGGUGGUGUCUUCCUUUGUAGUGUUGUUUAUUUUACAAUCCAGGGAUUGUUUAGACCACGUGUUUGCUUCUGGGAACAAUUAAAAACAAACAAACAAAAAACCGAACAGCUUGAAGGACUGGGAGAUGUGGAGCAACCUCCGGGUGUGAGUGUGGCGUCAUGGAAGGGCAGACAAGCAGUUCUGACCACAGAGCUCCACAGCAAGUUGUGCCAAAGGGCUGUACAAUGGUAUCCAGGAACCUGACUAGCUCACAUAGCAAGUUGCAUUUCUCACUGGAGCUGCUUCAAAAUCAGUGGAUUUGUUUUUUGCAUUGCUCUUUUUACUAUGGGUUGCUAAAAAAAAAAAAAAUUGGGAAGUGAGCUUGAAUUCUGUGGGUAAAUGUGUGUUUGUUUCUUUUCAGCUUUCUCUUUGGAUGUCUUGCCGCCGGUUGCAGUAAAACUGUUCUGCAUUCAUUAA
This is a messenger RNA of Macaca mulatta (Rhesus monkey), 1657 nucleotides long. RefSeq names its product ring finger protein 183 (gene RNF183). Gene Ontology annotation, biological process: protein ubiquitination; response to endoplasmic reticulum stress; positive regulation of endoplasmic reticulum stress-induced intrinsic apoptotic signaling pathway. The record is from RefSeq and is a predicted model, not a curated record. Gene Ontology annotation, molecular function: ubiquitin protein ligase activity. NCBI's taxonomy places the organism in Eukaryota, Metazoa, Chordata, Mammalia, Primates, Cercopithecidae. Gene Ontology annotation, cellular component: endoplasmic reticulum membrane.